UUGAUAGCUUCAGGCUUUUGCUUUAUUUACUGAAAAAGUGUUUUGAUAAAUUAUUGCUUUUAAGUAUUAAAUGUUUGUAAAAAAGUUAUUUCAUUUAAUUUGUUAAACAAAUUACAGUGUACAUAAUUUGUAAAUGUGAAAAUAUAUCGCAAUUUCGUAUUAUUACUCGGGAAAAAAAAAAUAAAUAUUAUUUGUGGAAACAAACAACUCUAGCAAAUAAGUUCUUUACAGAAUGGAAGACAUUGAAUAUUUAGAAGAAUAUGAAGAUUUCAUAUUACCUAAAACACUUAACUACUCAGAAGAAUUUCCUGUAAAUACAAUUGAAGGAGAUUUAUUAAAUGAACCAUGCAACAAUUUUGAAACUGACAUACCAGCGGAUGGUCUAGCAUGCAACGAUAACAUGUCACAUUGUUCGCCUUUGACAAACCCUAAAACAACAAAAAACAACUUGAUUAAAAUUAUUAACUCUGAAGUACUAAGAGCACCUGCACAAGUUGACAAUUUUAACAAAGGACCAUCCUCAGCCACUUCAAUUACACAACAUCCACAAUAUAGAUAUGAAAGACAAAAUGCAUCAUUUCUUGAUCGUAUAACACAAAACUCUACUUUACAGAGGCUAGAUAAAUAUAAGAGUGUUGCUACUGUUAAACCAACUCUUCAGCAGACUAAAACAUUUAAAUUGUCUUCAAUAAGUCCUCCCUUUGUCCCAACUGAUGCUAAAUUUCAAACUAUAUCAAAUUUGGAUUGUAUCUCGAAGCUCGAUGGCAAUGUUUCUAAUAAAGUUAUAGAAGAUGAUUCAUUUCUUGACUACGCUGUUGAAAAACAUGCAGUUGAUGAUUUCUCAAUGGAAUUUAACUUGGAUACGGCGGAAAUAUCUGAUAUUUGUUCGGAUUCAUUGAAUUUUUCAGAUGACUACAAUGAGGAUAUUUUUGGUUUGGAGACACUUUUGUCAUCUGAAGACACUAAAAAACAGAAAUGUAAGAGAAAAAAUAUGAAUGACACUGUAUCAAAAGCGGAGUAUAAGAAAUUUAAAUAUGGCAGUAGUUUCAAUUCAUCCAAGGAAGUACAAAAAUCAGGUAAACAUAAAUCGGCUGAUAACUUCACCAGUAAAUCUUCAAUAAAUCAGAAGCAGCUAAAAGGCAAUCCCACAAAUGUUGAGAAAAAGAAAAGUCAAUUGUCAUUUGAAAAGAAAAAAAUUAGCUCAAGUGGGAAGCUAGUUGUUAAAAAAAACGGCAAGAAGUUUCUAUUUCCAGAUAGAUCUAAAUUCUCACUUAAAAAAAUGACUAGUUCAACUAAUCACGAAGAUGAAACUCAAAGUUCUUUAACAACUAAAAUAAUUGAUGCUGUUCCGCAAGUUAAAACCAUUCUUAAUACAGGAGAAACAAAUAUGAGCCAAGUCAAUAAUUCAUGUACUUUUAAAAACAACAAUCAACAGAAGAGUCCUAUUGAAAAAUCGACAAAUAUAAAGUCGCCAAAAAAUCCUGACACGGAAUUACUGAAAGGAAAAGAUAAAGUUAUAUUUUCAAGUCCGAAAAAUAUGAAGAGAAUCGAUUCAGAAACACCCAUUCAUCAUCAUCAAAGCCAAACAACGCCUAUCAAGAGCACCGGUAUAUCAUUUGGACAUUUUAGUCUAAAGUCAAUUAAGCCACCUAGCAAUCUCAAAGUAAAAGAAAUACCUCUAAAACCGCCAUUAGCUCUGCCGAAUUCUGAAAGUAACGUCACUAAAAAUCAAUUUGAGGACAAAGUAAAUAAAAGAUUGAUUGAACCGGCAAAAUGCGUAAGCAAUCCAGAGAAAAAUAUUGCUGUUGUUUUACAAGAAAAUCCACAUCCAACAAAUGACCUUUCAUCAAAAGGUAGCACUGAGAAAGAAACUUGUGAACAUAAUGAGCCGGUCUCAAGUUCCAAUAACAAAGAUAAACUUUUAAAAACCUCGGAAAAUAUUUUAGAUAGUUCAUAUAGUAAAAAAGAUACUUCUUUAGAAAAAGUUGUAAGUCAAAAAAUAUCAAAUGACAAAAAUGGAAACACGAAUGUUGAAAAUAUAAACGAGCGAAACCUAAGAGAAAAAUGCCUUGAAAAUUUUGGUAGUAAAACUAACGUUACACACCAAAUAGUAAAUGAAACUUUUCAUUGGCUUGAUACUAGUUUGAAAUAUUGCUCAAAUGGAAAUAAACUUGACGCAGAAACUAGUACAACUAAAGACAUAGCUCUGGAAACGCAGUCCAAGGAUUUAGAUAGUGCACUUGUUACAAAGGAAAAUUCUCUAGACAACAAUGUACAAAUAACACCCAAAAAAGUUACCGAAAUUCUAAAUUCUAAUAACGCAAUUGAAACAUUUUUUUCAACGGAAAAUAAUCAUAAAGAAAAGAACUGUUUAAAAACAAAUGUGCCUGAGAAAAAGAAUUUGGUACAAGAAGCAAAGAAUCUCUUAGAUUGUAAUCUAAGUACCAAAGACAGUUCUAUAUCAGCAGAAAGAACUGGAAGCAAAAGUCCAACCAAACAUCAUGAACGGAAAUAUGGUAAACAAUCUAAUAGAGAUCGCGUGACGGAAAAAUGCUUAGAAAACAUAAAUAAGUUUCUGUUGAAUUCAAGUGGUCCCAAAAUUCCACAAAAUACAGAAAUGGUAAAUAACGAAAAACCACAACAGGAACAUUUAUUUGAGCAGCGUGGUUUUGACAUUAGACUGAGUAAAAAUAUUGUUGCAAAACUGUUGAAAUCCGCUAAAACCUGCUUAAAUCUGGAACCACCUAAAUUAUUGGAUGAAUCAAAAAAAGUUUCUACCAAAUCAGAUGUUUUGAUCACGGGAACUACUAUUCCUGAUUCUACACUAAAAACUUCACAACGGCUUUCUACAGAUUCAGCUGAUAACACAGCGAUAAAAACCAAAGGAAAGAGAGGAAGGAAGAAAAAAGCCACCCACGUAAACACAUUAGAUCAAAGUAAUAUAAAGCCCCCUCCUUUGGUGCCCGAUUCUACAGAAAAUAUCAGUUCAAAAACAUCGUGCCUAUCCGAUCACAUAACUUGUGAAAAACAAAGUGUACAAAACGUAUCAAGUGGCUUGGACAACGAUAGAAUACCUUCUUUGAGAACGGAAAACCUGACAAAGGAUGAUCCAAAAGUAUAUCAAAAUAUUGAAGUAACUUCUAAUAGAAAAGAACAGAACAGUGUUCAAAAGUCGCCUUGCAAUGUUUCCAAUCAACCGAAAGUGUCGCCAUUACCAACCUCUGCAGAGAACACGAAUAUUGAAAAUAACAAAGAAGAAAGUUCACCCACAAAUAAAAAUACUAGAUUACUUAAACCAAAGGACAAAAGCCAAUCUAAACAAAGCGAGGUCACUGAAAUUGUAAAAGAAAAGGAACUUUGUUUAAGAAAAGAUUGCACGUCAGAGUCAAAUCCAGUAGCACUUGCAGAAAAUUGUAUAUCGUUUCAAAAUCCAGCCCCACAAAAAAGUACAAAAGCCCCUUGCGAUGUUGAAAUUGUGGAACCAAAGAAAGAAAAUAAUGAUGACACUGGUGUUCUACAAUUCAGGCCACCGACAAAUCUUUUAUCAAAUGAUUCUUUUCUGAAUAAAAUUAAAUUAAAUGUCAGCCCUGAAAUAAAUAUCACAGAUUCAAAUGGCUUCACAAGUUCAACAAACUCAUUCGGACCCGACCAAAAUAAUCCGAAGUUUAAAAUUUUUGAGCUUCCGGCAUUUAUUGUGAUGAAAACUAAAAUUAUAACCAGAAAAGAUUUGGAAAUUAACAAAACAUUUGUACCUCCGGUUAUUAAGCAAGAUACCGAAUCUGAGAGUGGAGUACAAGAGUCCGUUGUAAAAAACGAACGUCCCGAGUUUAGUUCUGUUUGUGCGCGAAUAAAUUCGCUUCUUGAACAGAAUGCAAAUUACUUAAAAUUUGCCUCCGGGUCUGAGAGAUUAACUCGAAUGAAUGAUGUUCUGGGUGAUUAUUCAUUGUCUUUGGAAGAUGCUAAUUGCACUUUGAAGUUUUUGCAAUCAUAUUUGUCCUCUGGGCCAAGGGACAAAGCAAUUAAAACAAGAGGCCAGCAAUUCAUACCUAUUUACGAUAGUCAAAAAAAGAUAAUCGGAUAUAGAAAAAGAACAAUACAUGUCAAGCCUUUAUCUUCCCGAAGAAGUUCUAGAAGAACUGCAAAGGUAACUGCUCAGUCCGCAAUGUCAGUUACAACAGUAAAUCUCAAUCGAAAUUCUGACACAGAACUCCCACCGAAAAUUGAACCGGAAUUGGAUGUCGGUGAAAGCGAGCUCAUAGUUCCAGAUACAUCACCUGCCAAUGACGUUUGUAUUAAAAAUGAAGAAGAUAAAUAAAAAACUCUGCAUUAGUUCAUAAUAUUUGUUUAUACAAAAAAAAACGUUAAGUUAGUUAUAUAUUUUAAUUAUUAUAUAAACUCUAUUUUUUAAACUAUA
Molecule: messenger RNA, 4414 nt
Organism: Eupeodes corollae
Lineage: Eukaryota; Metazoa; Arthropoda; Insecta; Diptera; Syrphidae
Exons: 11
Coding region: 233-4315 (1360 amino acids)
Source: RefSeq, a predicted model, not a curated record